This is a messenger RNA of Vicia villosa (hairy vetch), 1781 nucleotides long. RefSeq names its product serine carboxypeptidase-like 20. The record is from RefSeq and is a predicted model, not a curated record. Gene Ontology annotation, biological process: proteolysis; secondary metabolic process. The transcript is spliced from 11 exons. The coding region runs from base 170 to 1642 and encodes 490 amino acids. Lineage: Eukaryota; Viridiplantae; Streptophyta; Magnoliopsida; Fabales; Fabaceae. Gene Ontology annotation, molecular function: acyltransferase activity, transferring groups other than amino-acyl groups; serine-type carboxypeptidase activity.
CGUGGAUGACAAAAAAAAACUAUAAAAAUAUCACGACCAAUAAUCCCACUUUGAUUGUCUUCUCAGUUAACUUUGUUGUUGUUGUUGAUAAGAUUCUUGUUUUUUUUUGUUUUUAAGUUUAAUAGUAGUAUUACUUUUUGUUUCUAUUUUUGUUCAAAACAAAUAUAGAAUGAAAAAAACAGGUAGCAGUGUGUAUUUGGUGUUACUUGCUGUUCACAUAGUGGUGACAAAUUCAGCGCCAGAAAGUGCCAUUGUGACACAAAUUCCAGGUUUCAGUGGAACAAUACCUUCCAAGAAUUAUGCUGGCUAUGUAACUUUGGAUGAAAAAAACUUGUAUUACUAUUUUGUUGAGUCACAAGGUCAACCUUCUCAGGAUCCUGUUGUUCUUUGGCUCAAUGGUGGACCUGGUGGCUCUAGCUUUGAUGGCUUCGUCUAUGAACAUGGUCCUUUCAAUUUUGAAGCAGCAAAGACUAAGGGAAACCUGCCAACUCUGCAUCUCAAUCCAUACAGCUGGACCAAGGUUUCUAGUAUUAUAUAUUUGGAAUCUCCGGUUGGCGUUGGCUUUUCUUAUUCUAACAAUGAAACUGAUUAUGUAACCGGAGACAUAAAGAAUGCGUUAGAUUCACAUGCCUUUCUCCUUAAGUGGUUUGAACUAUAUCCCGAGUUCCUUUCCAAUCCUUUCUUCAUUGCUGGAGAGUCAUAUGCCGGAGUUUAUGUGCCUACUAUUGCCUAUGAAGUAGUGAAAGGAAUUGAUGCGGAUGUGAAGCCCAGACUGAAUUUUAAGGGUUACAUGGUUGGAAAUGGUGUUACGGAUGAACAAAUUGAUGGCAAUGCUCUUGUUCCAUUUGUACAUGGGAUGGGCUUUAUUACAGAUGAAUUGUUUGAGGAGGCUAACCGCGAGUGUGAUGGGAAUUUCUAUAAUCCGAUCGGUGAAAAUUGUACAAAGAAGCUUGCAAAAAUUGAUGAGGACAUUGCUGGUUUGAACAUGUAUAACAUUCUAGAACCAUGCUAUCAUGGCACAGAGACAGACAAGGUUAUCACUACUUAUGCUAAGCUUCCGUCUAGUUUCCGGAAGUUAGGUGAGACUGAGAAACCUCAUCUUGUGAGGAAAAGAAUGUUCGGUCGUGCUUGGCCCCUAAGAGCCCCUGUCAGAGACGGAAUCUUACCUUCUUGGUCGAAACUUACCAAUAGCAUCCAUGUUCCAUGUUUAGAUCUCAGCGUUGCAGACGUUUGGUUGAACAAUGAAGAAGUCAGGAAAGCAAUUCACACUACAGAGAAAAGUGUGGUCAGUCGUUGGGAAUUUGUUUCGGACAUAAUUUCCUACGAUCAUGAUGCCGGAAGCAUGAUUAAGUACCACAAGAACCUAACUUCCAGAGGAUACCGAGCUCUUAUAUUCAGCGGUGAUCAUGACAUGUGUGUUCCAUAUACGGGGACUCACGCAUGGACGAGAUCAAUGGGAUACAAGAUUGUUGAUGAAUGGAGGCCUUGGUUAGUCAAUGGUCAAGUUGCUGGGUAUACUCAAGGAUAUGACAACAAUCUUACUUUUCUGACCAUAAAGGGAGCUGGGCAUACUGUUCCAGAAUAUAAGCCACAAGAAGCAUUGGAAUUUUACAAACGUUUUCUUGCUGGAUUGCCAAUAUGAGAAAGAGAUAGUAAUGCUGCUAUGGAUUUUCGAUGAAUUUUAUGAGUCUGUGGGUUUAUAUAAGAUGUUAUAUUUUUAUAUGAUAUGUGUACGCAGAAGGAUCAACCUAAUUGAGAUGUUAAUGUAAUUGAAACUUGAA